Molecule: messenger RNA, 3474 nt
Organism: Synchiropus splendidus (mandarinfish)
Lineage: Eukaryota; Metazoa; Chordata; Actinopteri; Syngnathiformes; Callionymidae
Product: major histocompatibility complex class I-related gene protein-like
Exons: 9
Coding region: 259-1536 (425 amino acids)
Biological process (GO): immune response
Cellular component (GO): external side of plasma membrane
Source: RefSeq, a predicted model, not a curated record
ACAGAACAAAGCUGACACACUCUCUAGCAACUCCACCUCAGCUGUUCAGAGAUCAUCCCUGACCUGAAGAUAAUGUUUCUCCUGGUGACUCUGCUCCUCUUGAUGGUCGCUGGAGUGGCAGCAGGAGCAGUGAAGAGCAGCCGUAGACUGGUGAGACAGAGCGACUUCUUCUAGAAACUCAGUUCCACUGACAGCUUCAUUGGAUAUCGUUGCCUGAAUAACCACCACUAGUUCCACUCUCUCUCUUAUCAUGAGCUGAUGUCAAAUGGAGACCGAAGGCCCCUGCAGAGGGUCGUGGAUGGAUACGUGCGCCAUGUUCACUUUGUCCAGUACCACAGCAGGACCAACACCACAGAAGCCAGGCAGGAGUGGAUGACUCGACUCACAGAGGAACAUCCUGAGAGACAGAUGAACACGUGGGCUGAUGACCUGCAGGUCCAGAGGCUGAUCAUAGAGGGAACACAUAGACUCAACCCCACUACAGGUGUCCACUGGGUCCAGAGGAUGUCCAGAUGUAUGUGGGACGAUGAGACUGGAGAGGUCAUAGGUCAUCAUCGGUUUGCCUACGAUGGAAAAGACUUCCUUGGAUUCUACCUGCAGAAGAAACAGUGGGUCGCUCUGACAGCAGAAGCUGAGACCAUCAUAGGUGACCUGAACAGAAGAGUCACUCUGAACCAACGAGUCCAUGACUAUGUGACCCAGGACUGUCCUGAGCGGCUCCAGAUGUAUCUGCAGUAUGGCAGCAGCCAGCUGCUGAGAAAAGAGCCUCCCAAAGUGUUUCUCCUCCAGAAGAACUCCUCCUCUCCCAUCGUCUGCCUCGCCACAGCUUUCUUCCCAAAACACUGCCAGUUGUUCUGGAGGAAAGAUGGAGAGGUGUUCAAUGGUGACAAUGUGUUGAUGAAGGACACUCUCCCGAACCAUGACGGGACUUUCCAAAGAAAGGCUGAGCUGCUGCGUCCUCCUGUCCGUCCUGAAGACUGGAGCCAGUACGAGUGUGUGUUCCAGAGCUACGGUCAGGACGACGUGACCCUCAGACUGGAUGAAGGAAUCAAGCGAAACCCUGCUCAGAUCAUCCCAGAGAGGCCUGGUACCGUCACUGCGAUUAGCCUCACCACCAUCCUCCUCAUCAUCAUCUGUCCCAUCGCCAUCAUAAUGAUCAUCGUUUCAUUGGUGCUUCUCCUCCGGCGCAGAAAUAGCAGACCUUCAGAGAAACCAUCUAAUCACCAAACGCGUCGAAAGAAAGUCAAUGGGGUUGGGCGACUGACGGCGACCAGCGGCGACCAACAUGGCAGCGACACGACUGGGGUGUGCAACGCUACAAGAUUUGAGCUACAUACGGCGACUCCGGCUACUCAAGACGACACAACUGGGGUACAGCGACAGUCGCAGAAGUUCACCACCUGCGGAGCGUUGACCAAUCAGAGACCAGUGUCCCGGCGGAGGAGAAGCAAAUCGCUGCGGUUGUUUACAAGCAGACUUUCCGCCGUCCUGAGAGUGGCUCAAAUCGUGCAUUUUUUAAUUUCCACCGGAACAUAAAUAGGAAGAAUCUUGUCCGGAGGGAUAGUUCGCCACAACGGUGGCGUUCCUGAUGAGACGUCCUGAAGGGUCUGUUUAUAUGAGGGGAGGACGGUGACCGAGGAGCGGAGUGGUCAGCGGCAUCUACUGUAGUGCCGUGAAGUGAGCGUUCUUCACCGUCCUCUCUCUUCUGGAGCCCUUCAUCUCCAAGAGAGACCUCGGCCAACAUGACUGGAGAGGCAGCAGCAGCAAGGUAGCAGGACACCGAUGGAAGAGACCAACAGAGGAAGGGGUCCCCCGAUGCUGAAGCUGAGCUCAAACAUCUACUAAUGUACUCCCUCCACAAACCCAGCUCAGAAGAAGGGACAGUUUUCAAGGUCCCUGUUCCUUCCAGGUUCCACAUAAAUGUAAAAUGUACAUGUUACUUUACCAAGCAAAACAACAGCUGACUGAAACCAUUUGGACCCUUCAUUUAUUUUCUUUGUAGCUACAGUUUCAUUAAACAACCGGAUGCCGCCCCACUUCCUCCGCCUCUCUUGACCCUCGUCCCUCUGAGGAAGAUCCUUCAAAACACACCUACGUACUUUAUUUUUGCAAAUAAAGUGUUUGACAAUGAACAUUUCUUUUUGUGAAAAAUGGAUUCACAGAAAAAAAUAAAAUCAAAAGCACUUUGCAAAAUAUCAACAAAUUGAGUUGAACACAGCUUUGUUUUAUUGCAGAGAUGAAAUAUAUAUGCAAGAACCUAUGCUUUGUUAAAAUAGGUGGCUGACUCUUGAAUGAGCAAUUGUGUUGCACUGAUAACUGUUUUUUUUCCAAAAAGGAGAAGCCUCAUCUUCAACAAAAACAUAUGUGGUCGGUGCCGUGGUCCUCUGGUCAGCUCCUAGAAGUGGACCGUCACACCAACACAGAAGCUGUUGGUGAUGAGUCUCCUGUUACCGAAGAUCUGCAAAAUAUAAACCAUACAUGGAUAUGUAAACAUAUAUAUGUUGGUGAUAAUUUAACAAAGUAUAUAUCAACCAUACAACAGUGCAUCUAGGAUAAAUUGUUUCAUCACAAUGCAUUUAACUGUUGCAUUCAUUGAUUACCACAAAGUGGCGCUCACUGAAAAGACUUUAGUGUACAAAUUAUUGACGAUGACAGAUUAUAUAUCUCCGAAAAUUACUUCAAGCAUACAGCAGAUACGACCGCGGAGUUCAUGAACUGAUGACAGUUCAGAAAGACUUGGACACAAGUCGCCGUACAUAACUACACAUCGAGUUGCUUACCGAAGUCAGACGUUCGCCAGAGGACAGACCGCGGCACUUGGUGUCCUGUAUUCGGCCACUGAUCCGGACCAACAGGUCGUCCAACUCGCGGCGGUUCCGCCUGAAGUACCGCACGAAGCGGCCGUAUCCCGGUGACGCUGCUGGAGCAGGAAGUUAAAUUCACCAGUGUGGGCGGCUCUGGCGAAUGCUACGAAACGAGAGACGUCUCUUUUUCCAUGUUUUCAAUUAAUAUGUAGCGAUAGUUUGAGCACCGGCUCCGCCAUCUUCAAUCCACCGUCCACAACAACUUGAGACCACGCCCUCCGGCGACUGACCUACUUUCGAUCCGGACAGGUGGCGACUAAUGACGACUUGAGCAAGCUACCUGCUGCUGACGACUGGCGCUACAGCGACAGAAAUGUCGUGUUCGGUGUGUACGUACCUUUAUUCUGUGCACUUGCUAGUUCUUUUGUUACUCUGUUUAACCCUGCUGCCUUGAGUUAGUGUUUUUGGUUUCUUGCUGUUUGCCGUGUUUCUUGGUUUCUUUUGUAGUUUAUUCUCGGUUUCAUUUGUGAUUUAAGUUCAUUUAACUCCCGGUUCGGUGACGCUUUCUGUUUUGACUUUUUACUCAUGUUUGUGCACUUCUGUUAGUAUUGGUUACUCUGUUUUUACAUUCUGUGUUCGCUCUGUUUCUCCCGGUUCGGUGACGCUUUCU